Molecule: messenger RNA, 3191 nt
Organism: Raphanus sativus (radish)
Lineage: Eukaryota; Viridiplantae; Streptophyta; Magnoliopsida; Brassicales; Brassicaceae
Product: chromatin modification-related protein EAF1 B-like
Exons: 7
Coding region: 56-2536 (826 amino acids)
Cellular component (GO): NuA4 histone acetyltransferase complex
Source: RefSeq, a predicted model, not a curated record
UACGAAUAUCUAAUUACUUCCCACCAUUUAGGCGCUUGUUGUCUUGGUGCAUGACAUGGGCCCUAACUGGGAGCUAAUUAGUGAUGCAGUGAAUAGCACUCUUAAAAUCAAGUGUAUAUAUCGUAAUCCGACUGAGUGCAAGGAGCGGCAUAAGAUUCUGAUGGACAAGACUGCCAGUGAUGGGGCUGAUAGUGCUGAAGACUCGGGGACUUCACAGUCUUAUCCAUCCACUUUACCUGGCAUACCGAAGGGAAGUGCAAGACAGUUGUUUCAGCGACUGCAAGGGCCAAUGGAGGAAGAUACCCUGAAGUCCCAUUUUGAGAAAAUUUGUUUAAUUGGGAAGAAGUUACACUGUAGAAAGACACAGAAUGAUGGUCGUGAUCCGAAGCAGAUAGUACCAGUUCACAAUUCACAAGUCAUGGCUCUUUCUCAAGUAUUCCCGAAUAAUUUGAAUGGAGGUGUUCUAACGCCCCUUGAUCUCUGUGAUGCGUCAACUUCAGGUCAAGAUUUAUUUUCACUUGAAAGUCCAGGUUCACAUCCGGGUCUUCCAAUGUCGAAUCAAGGGACGCCAGUGCUCCCUACUUCUGGAGCCACUCCAUCCACUUCGGGAUCAUCUGGUGUGGUUCCGGGUAACAAUUUACCAACCACACCUGGUCUACACAGUACUUCUGCAAGGGAUGGUAGAUUCAACGUUCCUAGAGGGUCUUUACCACUUGAUGAACAACACCGACUCCAACGACAUAAUCAGAUGUCAUCGGGUAAAAACCUGCAGCAGAAUUCUAUAUCAACUCAUGGAGCUGUCUCAGGAUUGGGACAUCGCGUGGUUCCUGGUGUAAACAACACCACGGGCGUAAGUGGAACGAACAGGGGCACACCCGUGUCGAGUGGCUUUCAAGGGAUGGGCUCACCAGCAAUGCCAAAUAAUGUUAGCAUGCUGUCCUCUGGUAUGGUGGGAAUUCCAAACUCUGGAAGAGGAGCUUCUCAAGGAAACUCCAUGCUCAGGCCUCCUCGUGAAGCCGUUCAGCAUAUGAUGCGGGCUGCUCAAGGGAACAGUCAAGGGAUCCCAGCUUUUGGUAGUUUGAGUUCUGGAUUUACCAACAACCAGACAACUUCUGUUCAGUCGUUCCCAGGCCAUGUUUCCCAGCAGCAUCAGAUGCCACAGCAGUCGCAUGUACUUGGCAACUCGCAUAAUCCUCAGCUCCAGAGCCCAAACCUAAGUCAUGCCACUGGGGCACAGCAAGACGGAUUUGCCCUCCGUCAAAGGCAAAUGCACCAGAGGUAUAUACAGCAACAGCAGCAGCUCGCAGCAUCUAACACCACUGUGCCACAUGGACAACAACCUCAGGGAACUUCUGUUUCUCCUCCUCCACAAAAAAGUCCUCAGCCUCAACCACCUGUUUCGUCUCAGCCCUUACCAGUGCCCUUAAUGUCGACCUCUCCUAAUAUUAGUGCUAUGGCACAACAGAACCCUCAAAAGUCUCAGUUGCUUCUUCAUGGUCUUGGUAGGAAUCCUCACUCUGCUGCUCCUGGAGUGAACAAUCAAGCUGGAAGACAACGGCAGCGGCAACUCCAGCAGCAAUCUGGAAGACAACAUCCACACCAGCGACAGCCAACGCAAGGUCAGCAGCCGAGUAAACAAUCAAAGGGGAUGGGUAGAGGAAACAUGAUCCAUCAGAACAUCACUGUUGAGCAGUCACACCUGAAUGGUCUCACCAUGCCCCCAGCAAAUCAGGCUACCGAAAAAGGAGAGGCAGUGGUUCCAGUUAGGCCUGAUCAGCAACGGCCCAAAGCAUUUCCUGGAGCUACAUCUCCGUCCCAACAACAACAACAGGUACAGUUACCUUCAGACGAUUGCAUUCAAGGCCAGAGCUCAUCUGCGGCCUCAUGUAACGUCUUAUCGACGUCUAGCCCGUCAGUUUCACCAGCAGUUGCACCUUCCAACCAUCAGCAUUUAUUACUACACCAAAAGCAGCGCAAUCAGGUGCAGCCAACAGCUCAGCGAAUUGUUCAUCAGAAUCAUCUAGGUAAGUCUGAAUUAGCAACGAAGUCCCAAGCUGAAUUUGUGGCACGUGUUCCGCAGUCUGUCACCAGUACCACACAAACAGCUAGUGGAAUAAGUACGAGCAAGGGUAUGCCUCAAGUGAGUAAUGAUUCGAAAAAAGUUAAAGCAGUUGGUUCUAUUGCUAUGCCUUCUCCAAUUGCAUCGGAUCCUCCAUCAAAUGCCGCCUCUGUGCAAAGCGCUGCUCCUAAAGUAGCAAACAGUUCUAAUACAGAUUCAGCUUGUAGUAAUCCGGUAACAACACCAAACGAAGGACUAGCGCAGAAGCAUUUGCCUGCUGGCGUACCUUGUCAGGAGCUCAAGGGCGUGAUACAGAGACAACCAUCCCUACCUUCAGUGGAACAGAGACGACCAAAGUUGCCAGAGCAGCUGACUGUACAACAUCAGAAACAUCUUGCUUCUGAUCAUCAGCCUCCUCAACUGGAAGAAGCACAAAAACUACCAUCUCCCAAGCCCCCUGACACAAAAGUGGAAUGAGAGGCACAUCAGAUGAAACCUAGAACCUCUGAGUAGUUGUAAAUCCUGCAAAGGGUUAUGCUGGCCCUGUGCAGUUACUCAAAAACUGGUUUGUACAGAGUCGGGGUCUUCGCUUUGUGGCAUUAAACAUCAUCAAGUGGGUGGUCUUUGGAUAUGGCUGAGAUGGUGUAUAACUUAAACAUUGGUUUUUUUCCAGCCAAAGUAAAUUGUAAACUCUGCAGGUUUGAGUUUGCAUAUUGGAUGGGGGCAGAGGAAGAUAAACGGAGAAAGAAGGUGGAUAGAUAGAUUCAUGAUGGUCUUUUUGACAUCUAUGUAAAUUACCGCUGCAUCAUAGAGAGAAGUCAUCUCAUGGUUUGGGAGAGUAGAAACAGUUUAUAAUGUUUUGUAUAGAAGUCUGCUCUUCCACUCCUUUUUCUUUGUUUCCUCAUCAUGUGGCAUAUAUUUAGGGCCCUUAGUAGCCUUUUCUUUUUGUUUGUUCCUUUCUAAUUUCGACUCUUGUGAGGGCUAGGUUAGUUUAAUUUAAAUGUAUUAUUGUUUUUACUUUCCUCUUAUGGCUGGUUAUAAAUGGGAAAACAAGCAAAAGAGAGACCAUAUGCUUCCAUGCUCCCAUGACACUGGAUUUCAUAUGCAUAUCUAUUAUUAGACCAGCACAAUC